AUGGAAUCUGCAACACGGCAGAGACCGGAUAUGAUUUCGUUCUUCACAUUCUACUCGUAUAUCUCAAUUGUUGGACUUGCAUACACAGCCGUCGGCAUGAUCGGAUUUCUUUGCAACGUCACAACGGUUGUGAUGAUACUCAUCAACCGCGUUUUUCGCCUCUCCGCUUACACUAUAAUGGCGAACGUUGCGUUGGCUGACAGCAUUAUAAUGCUAAUUGCUGGCGUCGCUUGCGGAAUGGAUGUUAUGUGGCCGGAUAUGAAUGAGAAUAAUUCCUUUUCAUCGGUGAUAAACAAUGUAUCGCGUGAGGCUCAAGCACGGAAUGACACCUUCAUCAUUAAUCGAUUCGGUGAAACAACACACUCUGUACUCUCCUUCAUGUUUGUUGCUGCCUGGACUGCUGGAGUGAUAAGUUAUGCAAUGCUUGGUGUCAAUCGAUGUAUUGCCAUUUGUUAUUACGGUACUAAAGCUAGGACAUUGAAUCGGGUGUCUGUCGCAAUCGUUUUUUCUGUGAGCACCUGGAUAAUUGGAAUUGGUGCAGCCAUGGUUGGCACCAUGUCAUCCCCGAGAAUUGGCAUACAACGGUCAAUGUGGACUGUCAGCUUCCUCGACGCAAAUCCUCAUCGAACGUUUUUCUUCUCGAUUCUUUGCGCUGCAAAUCUCCUUGGUCUUUUAACACAAUGGAUUUGUUCGUCGCUUGUUUUGCUCAAAAUCCGGCAAGUCAAGAAAAAGAUAAGCAAGAAUAAGCUCAAUCAAAAUUCGGCGAACCGAUUUAGAAAACAGGCGAGACUAACAUUUCAGUUCUUCUACCCUUCAAUUCUUUGCACAGUUUCAACAAUUUUGUUUUUCCUUAAACCAUAUUUGUCUUCAUCUUUAACUGGAUGGCAGUUCGUAUUGCUUCAUCUCGUUUGGCUAUGCAAUCACACAUGUAAUCCGUUCAUCUAUGCUUACUUCAAUGAUCGCAUGAGAAUGACAUAUAAGGAAAUUUUGACUUGUGCUGCAAUUCGCUACCAAAUUCGAAAGCACCGAACAAGACAUCCCUUCAGAUCGAAGGGUCGACACAAUGUAUCAAGACGCUCAAACGCAGCUGGAAUGAAGUCAACACGGAUAUCGGCAAGAUCGGGACGAUCAAACCGAGACGGAAACUUCGUGAGAAAUUCGCUUCAAAUGCAGAGUCGCGAUUUCGAACAGCUUUGCGAAUUCAUCAUGCGAGUAAAUCCGCUCUACGAUUCAAGCGAAGGUUGGCGAGAAAGCAGCGAUGACGAACCUUUCCAGCCAGAAUUCACCAAAGAGAUGGAGUCAAUUCGUGAAAUUUCUUCGAGAUACGAGGAACGAGAGGCAAAAUCGAUUGUGCUCGACUUGGGAAGACAAACUGUCGAGCAUUGGGUUAUUCCGGUCUGGCUGUUCCGGUUAUUCCGGUUUUUCCGUUCCGGUUGCUCCGGUUUAUCCGGUUAUUCCGUUCCGGUUGUUCCGGUUGCUCCGGUUCUCCGGUUAUUCCGUUCCGGUUAUUCCGGUAGCUCCGGUUUUCCAGUUAUUCCGGUUGUUCCGGUCUGGUUGUUCCGGUUCUCCGGUUUUCCAGUUAUUCCGGUUUUUCCGUUCCAGUUGUUCCGGUUGUUCCGGUUAUUCCGGUAUUUCCAUUCCAGUUGUACCGGUUGUUCCGGUUAUUUCGUUGCAGUUAUUCCGGUUGUUCCGGUUAUUCCGGUUGCUCCGGUUGUUCUGGUGUCUCCGGUUUUCCGGUUAUUCCGGUUUUCCGGUUUUCCGGUUAUUCCGGUUUUCGGGUUUUUCCGUUCCUGUUAUUCCGGUCGCUCUGGUUCUCCGGUUUAUCCAGGUUAUUCCGGUCUGGUUGUUCCGGUUAUUCCGGUUUUUCCGUUCCGGUUGCUCCGUUAUUUCGAUUAUUCCGUUCCGGUUGCUCCGGUUUAUCCGGUUGUUCCGGUUUUUCCGUUCCGGUUCUCCGGUUAUUCCGUUCCGGUUGUUCCGGUUGUUCCGGUUGUUCCGGUUAUUCCGGUUGUUCCGGUUGCUCCGGUUUCUGCGGUUAUUCCGGUCUGGUUAUUCCGGUUCUCCGGUUAUUCAGUUCCGGUUGUUCCGGUUCUCCGGUUUUCCAGUUAUUCCGGUUUUUCCGUUCCAGUUGUUCCGGUUGUUCCGGUUAUUCCGGUUUUCCGGUUUUCCGGUUAUUCCGGUUAUUCCGGUCUGGUUGUUCCGGUUAUUCCGGUUUUUCCGUUCCGGUUGCUCCGGUUUAUCCGGUUAUUCCGUUCCGGUUGUUCCGGUUGCUCCGGUUUUCCAGUUAUUCCGAUUAUUCCGGUCUGGUUGUUCCGGUUCUCCGGUUUUCCAGUUAUUCCGGUUUUUCCGUUCCGGUUCUCCGGUUAUUCCGUUCCGGUUGCUCCGGUUUAUCCGGUUAUUCCGUUCCGGUUGUUCCGGUUUUUCCGUUCCGGUUCUCCGGUGUUUCCGUUCCGGUUGCUCCGGUUUAUUCGGUUAUUCCGUUCCGGUUGUUCCGGUUGUUCCGGUUGCUCCGGUUAUUCCGUUCCGGUUGUUCCGGUUGCUCCGAUUGUUCCGGUUUCUCCGGUUUUCCGGUUUUCCGUUCCGGUUGUUCCGGUUGCUCCGGUUCUCCGGGUUCUCCGGUUAUUCCGUUCCGGUUGCUCCGGUUUAUCCGGUUAUUCCGUUCCGGUUGUUCCGGUUUUUCCGUUCCGGUUCUCCGGUGUUUCCGUUCCGGUUGCUCCGGUUUAUUCGGUUAUUCCGUUCCGGUUGUUCCGGUUGUUCCGGUUGCUCCGGUUAUUCCGUUCCGGUUAUUCCGGUUGCUCCGAUUUUUCCGGUUUCUCCGUUAUUCCAGUUUUUCCGGUCUGGUUGUUCCGGUUGCUCCGGUUUUCCGGUUAUUCCGGUCAUUCCGGUUAUUCCGGUUAUUCCGGUUUUUCCGUUCCGGUUGUUCCGGUUGUUCCGGUUAUUCCGGUUGUUCCGGUUGCUCCGGUUCUCCGGUUAUUCCGUUCCGGUUGCUCCGGUUUAUCCGGUUAUUCCGUUCCGGUUGUUCCGGUUUUUCCGUUCCGGUUUUCCGGUUUUCCGUUCCGGUUGUUCCGGUUGCUCCGGUUCUCCGGUUUUCCAGUUAUUCCAGUUUUUCCGGUCUGGUUGUUCCGGUUGCUCCGGUUUUCCGGUUAUUCCGGUCAUUCCGGUUAUUCCGGUUAUUCCGGUUUUUCCGUUCCAGUUGUUCCGGUUGUUCCGGUUGUUCCGGGUAUUCCGGUUGUUCCGGUUGCUCCGGUUUCUGCGGUUAUUCCGGUCUGGCUGUUCCGAUUUUCCGGUUAUUCCGGUUAA
Caenorhabditis bovis is the source of this 3297-nucleotide messenger RNA. The record is from the annotation of a GenBank genome assembly. Lineage: Eukaryota; Metazoa; Nematoda; Chromadorea; Rhabditida; Rhabditidae.